Molecule: messenger RNA, 1686 nt
Organism: Parastagonospora nodorum SN15
Lineage: Eukaryota; Fungi; Ascomycota; Dothideomycetes; Pleosporales; Phaeosphaeriaceae
Exons: 3
Coding region: 1-1686 (561 amino acids)
Biological process (GO): transmembrane transport
Molecular function (GO): transmembrane transporter activity
Source: RefSeq, a predicted model, not a curated record
AUGAAAGACCGCCAGAAAAAGGCCGAAGCUGCAGUCUUCGACCAGACCAACAUCCUCCCUAAGAAAGAUCUGUUGAUCGUCUUCGGUGCCUUGGCCGUAUCCCUAUUCAUCUGUUUCGUCGAUCAAAAUGGCAUCGGUGUUAUGAUUCCUACGAUCGGCCAUGAACUGCAUGCUGAAGCCACAAUCAGCUGGGCAGGAACCAGCGCCUUGAUUGCAAACACGCUUUUCCAGGUUCUCUAUGGCCGCAUGUCUGAUUUGUUCGGAAGAAAAGCUGUUUUCAUGUCGGCACUGGCACUUCUGACCAUCAGCGACUUGUUGUGCGGUCUGUCUCAAAACGCUACCAUGCUCUACGUAUUUCGGGGUCUUGCAGGUAUUGCAAACGGUGGCAUCACCUCCUUAGCCAUGAUGAUCGUCUCUGAUAUCAUUACAUUGAAAGAGCGAGGCAAAUACCAGGGCAUAUUAGGAUCAUGCGUUGGACUCGGUAACAUGGUCGGCCCAUUCCUCGCUGCUGCGUUCAUCCAGAAUUCGACCUGGAGGGGGCUUUUCUGGCUCGUCAGUCCACUCGCUGCAAUAUGCUGCGUUGUGUGCUUCUUCAUCUUACCUACGCCAAAGGCUGCUCCUCGAAUGGACUUUAGAUCUGUUUCAGCAAAGAUCGAUUACUGGGGCAUCUUGGCCGGAUCCGCUGCCAUCGUCCUUAUACUUAUUCCGGUGUCUGGAGGUGGAAGCUAUUUCCCAUGGGGAUCGCCCAUGGUAAUCUCGAUGCUCGCCGUGGGAGGUUGCUGUAUGCUGGCAUUUUUGUUCAUCGAGUACAAAAUUGCAUUGCUGCCCAUGAUGCCCUGUAAGUUGUCUCCGCCGGUAUGCGUCAUGCUCCUUCAGAACCUCUUCUUCGGCAUCGUAUAUUACUCGCAACUCUACUACCUACCACUGUUCUUCCAGCAGGCGCGCCAGAUGUCGCCACUUCUCUCAGCCGCCCUUGUGCUGCCGAUCACAUGCGCCCAAAUGGUCGCAUCCAUUCUUUCCGGGCAAUACAUCUCUCGUAGAGAACGUUAUGGGGAAGUUAUCUGGACUGGAUUCUUUCUCUGGACGGUUGGCGUUGGCCUAACCUGCAUUUUCGACCGACGUACUCCCAUCGGCGCUAUCGUGGUAAUCCUUCUGCUCCAAGGUAUUGGUGUCGGCUUCGUCUUCCAGCCCACACUUGUCGCUCUCCAGGCCCAUUGCACGAAAUCUCAGCGAGCUGUUGUAAUUUCCAAUCGCAAUUUUCUUCGUAGUCUUGGUGGUGCCGUGGGUCUUGCGAUAUCUGCCGCAACCUUGCAGAACUCGCUCAAGAGAGCGAUGCCCGCUGAGUUUGCUUCGCUUGCAGACUCGUCGUACAAUGUUCCCAACUUCGACACCCUUGGAGCAUCACCAGCUCAGGUUGAAGAGAUACUCCAGGCAUAUGCUCAUGCGAGCAGGACAGUAUUCAUCAUGAAUGUGCCCUUCAUGGCGCUAUGUCUCCUUGGAUGCUUGCUCAUCACAGACCAUGGUUUACAGCGGCCUGAUGAAGUACAGGCUGCCUCUAAUGACGAUUUGAAUAAUAAAAAUGGUUGCCAAGACGUCGAAGAAAAGGCAAGUGGCGAUGCCCAACAGCCUGUACUGGACAGUCGUGGGUCGGGUGAAGCUGCGGAAGCUGCUCGAUGUAAACCAUGA